AUGACUUCCAAAGAAGAACCCAAGCCCUCUUCGGGGGAAGAACGGCGGCGGAGCCCCUUGGAUCACCUCCCACCGCCGGCCAACUCCAACAAGCCCCUCACCCCCUUCAGCAUCGAGGACAUCCUCAACAAGCCCUCGGUGCGGAGGAGUUACACCCUCUGCGGAACGGCCCACCUCCUCUCCGCCGCCGAGAAGCACCCCCCGGCCGGGCUGCCCCUCUCCGGCCGGGCGCUGCUCUCCCAGACCUCGCCCCUCUGCGCCCUGGAAGAGCUGGCCAGCAAGACCUUCAAGGGGCUGGAAGUCAGCGUGCUGCAGGCGGCCGAAGGCCGAGACGGGAUGACCAUCUUCGGGCAGCGGCAAACGCCGAAGAAGCGUCGGAAGUCGCGGACGGCCUUCACCAACCACCAGAUCUACGAGCUAGAGAAGCGGUUCCUCUACCAAAAAUACCUGUCGCCGGCGGACCGGGACCAGAUCGCCCAGCAGCUGGGGCUCACCAACGCCCAGGUCAUCACCUGGUUCCAGAACCGCCGCGCCAAGCUCAAGAGAGACCUGGAGGAGAUGAAGGCCGACGUGGAAUCGGCCAAAAAGCUGGGCCCCAACCCCGCCGUGGACAUCGUGGCCUUGGCCGAGCUGGAGCCCAGCGCAGAGGGACGGGGCAAGGCGCGGCCCGGGUCCCCGCCGCCGCCCCCCGCCGCCGCCCGGGAGCCCGGCGCUCCGCAGCCGCCCCGCCCCGCCUCGCCCCCCACGGAGCGGCCCCGCAGCCGCCGGGACAGCGAGGAGGAGGAGGAAGAGGAGGAGGAGGACGUGGAGAUCGACGUGGAUGACUGA
Molecule: messenger RNA, 828 nt
Organism: Zonotrichia leucophrys gambelii
Lineage: Eukaryota; Metazoa; Chordata; Aves; Passeriformes; Passerellidae
Gene: LBX1
Product: ladybird homeobox 1
Exons: 2
Coding region: 1-828 (275 amino acids)
Biological process (GO): regulation of transcription by RNA polymerase II
Cellular component (GO): nucleus
Molecular function (GO): sequence-specific double-stranded DNA binding; DNA-binding transcription factor activity, RNA polymerase II-specific
Source: RefSeq, a predicted model, not a curated record